GCGUCUAGAUCAGCCGAACAUAGAUCUCCAUGUUAGGGAGUCUCUCUCACCAUUCAGCGAAUGUUCGCGUAAUUACGCGGCGCGAUCCGUUUUAUUUUCGAUUCGGAUACGCGAGCAGCAGGUGUCCGUGCGAAGAACUUGUGUCCGUUCGCAUGUUUUACGAACGAAUUCCAAGGGUCUAAAUAUAUACAUAAAUUCAGUUCAUUGUGAAUUUCUCGUAGGAUAUAUGUAUAAAUAAAUUGUUGUCCGGUUUUCAGUUGUUUUGAAUCGUCAAAGCGAUUGUAAAAGUGGACGUAAGUAGAAGUGCUUUUUCUCGUUUCGCGAAACGUCUGAAACAAGUGCUAAGGCAUUCGUACAUUGUAGUGAUUUUGGUGUAAAUCAAAUAAACACAACAUUGUUAUGUUUGUUGGAAGUGGUGUUCUUCAAAGUGCUCUUGUUGGUUCUGUAAAAAUCAGAAUUUUUAUGAAGAGCCUUGUCUCCAAUUACAGAAGGUGAUUGUGUAUCUACAGGAUAAUUACGUGUUUGUUCUUGUUUUGGAGUAUCGUUGCUGAGUGCUUAUGAAAAAAUAGGUCACUAUUCUUUUCUGUUAACUUUUUGCUGGUGAUAAUGGUUGUUAAUAGAAGAUGCAGUUUUACAAAGCACCAUUCAUCUAUGUGGGACACUAACGGGUCUGCCCUUCAAACAUUGCACAAGGCCAGUUCGAAGGCACGUGAGGAGAACUACUUUCAAGGGGGAUUAUCCCACGAGUGGGUCGAUUACUAUGAGGGAAAGAUUCAAUCCGAUAGGUCGUGUCUCAACGAGUGGCAUGCUAUGGACGAUCUGGAAUCGCGUAGACCCCCGUCUCCCGACUCAGUUCGAACUAAACCCCAUGAGAGAGAUGAAACUGAAAUGGUGAUUCGAUCUACUCUGAAAGAAAUCAUGAUGAGUGUGGAUUUGGACGAAGUAACCAGCAAGUACAUCCGCGGUCGCCUCGAAGAAGAGCUGGACAUGGAUUUAGGCGAAUACAAGUCCUUUAUCGAUCAAGAAAUGUUGACUAUCUUGGGACAAAUGGAUGCCCCCACUGAAAUUUUUGAUCACGUUUAUUUGGGAUCGGAAUGGAACGCUUCAAAUUAUGAGGAGUUAAAAAAGAAUGGUGUACGGCACAUUUUGAAUGUUACCCGAGAGAUAGACAACUUCUUUCCUGGAACUUUCGAUUAUUUGAAUGUGAGGGUCUACGAUGAUGAAAAAACCGAUUUGCUUAAGUUUUGGGACAACACAUACAAAUACAUCACUAAGGCUAAAGAAGAGGGAUCGAAAGUGCUGGUCCACUGCAAGAUGGGUGUGAGUAGAUCGGCUUCCGUUGUAAUAGCGUAUGCAAUGAAAGCCUACAACUGGGAUUUCAAGACUGCGAUGCAGCAUGUGAAAGAGAAGAGGAGCUGUAUCAAACCCAAUACUAACUUUGUCGCUCAAUUAGAAACAUACCAAGGUAUUUUAGAUGCAAUGAAAAACAAAGAAAAACUUCAGCGAUCGAAGUCGGAAACUAACCUCUCGACAAACGGCGAAAGAAUUGAGAAAACAUUGCCCGGAAGUAGACCAACACCACUUAUUCAGGCAUUGCAGCAGUGCAGUGACGUGGAGAUGCGACUUUCGGGCGAAGAACUGAGGAAUACUGGAGCGCGACCGAAAUCGUGGUCUCCCGAUCCGAUACAAACAACUGAAGUUACAAACAAUUCUGUGACGUCGCAUAGGUCACUGGACAGUUUAAACAAAGACGGUGUUUCAGAAGAAAACUUACAAAAGUUGAAGUGCGAGAAAAGUAUAAAAAACGUUUUAUUACCCUGUGAUAACGGUGAGUCGUAUAGCGUGUCACCGAAUCAAAUAAGACACAUACCGAGCGAGAAUCAGGAUCCAACAUCAUCAAUCGGCGAAAUCACGACGAGUGCCGUGGUUAGUGCGUCUGUUAAGCAAAUGGUGAACGAAUUCGAAUCACAGAAAUCGGUUGAGUGUCGUAAAAAGCUAGUCCUUAACGUAACAAAAACUAACGAAACUAACACAUCUAAAUGCCCUUCGCCUGACGUAUGUGACGCGAACAGUAGUUCCUCAGAGUUGCAACAGCAGUUACCACCACAUCUCGACAAAAACGAGACAUGGGACCCAGGCGAGACAAGUCAGAACAAUAAUGAUAAUACCAACCUCUCUUUACUUAAAAGUACAACUGAUAACUGCUGUGAUGAUAAAUCUAGUGUAAGCGCAAAUGGUGACGAACAGACAAUGUGGACGUCAUCCACAGUAUUGCAGACACAAACUUCGGAGUGCAGUGGAACGUUGAUGUUCGCAAAUACUUCAAAAGUUCCUGAAACUGUUAUUAUGCGCGAUAACGAGAAUGACAUUGCUAUUCGAACGGGAAAUACUCCGUUGAGAAAAGGCAGUGACCCUUUUUCUAAUCAGCUGGACAAGGUGUUCGAUAGAGAAGAACGAAAGCAACAACGCGUCUCUGUUAUCCCGACCUUCCCCGUAAAAUUUCCUGAAGAAACAGAAGAUGCAGUAGCUCAUAGAGAAUGCCCUUCGCGCCAAAGUUCAUGGAGUUCGUACGAUAGUGCUGUUGUUCUUGGAUAUCAGGGCGAGUCUCGAGGUCUUCCGUCAAGACAUAGUUCGUGGGGAUCAGGGGACACAAGAACUCUCCCUUCUCGCAAUAGUUCCUGGGGGUCGUACGAUAUGAGACCGACCGGCAAAAAUUGUCCGACGAAUAACACUAGUGACAAAGACGACAAAAACUUGACUUCAAGUGGCUCCGAUAUAUUUAGAAGCAGCUCAAGUGGUAUGUUCCCUUAUGAUAAGGAAGAUAUUCCUUGGCACCCGGGGACCGUAAAAAGAACAAAACAAAAAAUCGAAGAGAAUAAUAAAAAGUCAGAAGAUAAACAGCGAGAAGGGAGUGAUGUAUUUUUUAUAGACGAUGGUUUGACAAGUAGUGAUAUAUCGUUAGCAGAUUCUCAUAUAAAAUCAAAUUCUUCGGAAACUCUCGGCACAGAAUCUGCUAUCGAAAAUGAAUCUGGUAUAGUUGAAGCGGUAAAUACAUGCCUCAUUCAAUGUAAAGCAGAAAAUGAUCUCCGUAAUGCAAACCAAAGCGUUUUGUCCCCCAGUGCCACAUCACCGAAACUUGAUAUAGCGAAUAGUAAACGUAACUUGUUUAGCAGCGGAUCUUCAAGAUUAUCUGUAAGCGCACCAGAAAGUUCGGCAAUGGAAAUGGUAGCUCCUAAAGAAUGCUCUCUAUCACGAUCAACAUCUAAUGUAUCUUCGGCCAGUUAUGAAUCAAAAUCAAGUGUGGUUAAUACCGCUCAAUGUUCUUCAGUCAAAAAACAUAAGAUCUACCUCGAAAGUUUGUCUAGCAAAGAUAGCAAGUCUCAGAAAAAGGAUGACAUGGCUUUGGAUAAUGCCCCUAAUAAUCCUAGUAAGUCAGGAAUCGUGAGAAGCUUAAAAAAAGAAUUCGAAUCAAAAACUACUUUGAACGUAGAUGAUCUGAAGUCUAAUAAUACUAGCAGUGCACCUACGUCGCCGGUCAGUAUCCACGUAGAAAUCGAUCAAUUAGACAACGAGGGCUCUGACCCUGGCGGUGAAGACUUGAGUUUAAAAAAGUUAAUUGGAAAAUUCGAAUUGACAUCUCGGGAAAAUUCUCAAGUAAAUUUGCGUACCAAACAUCAAAACAAGCAGCAACAUGGCAAAAGUGGGGGCCGCUAUUCUUGUAUCGAGGUGUCUGCCGAUAAAUCACUUCACAACCCUAUUAUUUCCUGCUACGGUGACAAAAGCAGAACUACUGGCGAAUUCAAAAGACCUCCCAUUGCCCCGGUUGUUAGAAAUCCAACUCCUAACGUUGUCAUGGCCACCGUUAUCGCAAAAGCAGCAAAAAAGCAGCAGCAGUUUGGGAAGAGUCACCCUUUGGCGAGGUUGCACAUCAAACCAAGGCACUCGAAUCCCGUGUAUAAUACAAUGUAGUAGUUUUUAAGAACUGGACGCGUGUAAUCGGCUCAACUUUAUAUUGUCGGGCUCUGUGAUGACCUUUACUGGAAAUAACAACGUGCGAACUGAAGAGUGUACUUACUUUUCAUUUUGACGGUAGCGGUGCGGAAUAGUAGUAUGUCUUGGACCAUCGACCGACGAUCUAUUUGUAAUUAUUGCCAAAUUGUAAUAUUUCUCAAGGUUAUAUCGAGUAUAUAUUAUUUUUUCCAAAGACAUAUUUGUUGCAAUUAUAUUUUAUUUUUUGUUAUUUACUUGAAUUUACGACGAUGUUUUAAUUUAUAAGCCUCGAUUUGUAACCUUUUAAAUUUAUUUAAUUACAUGAAACUGUCUCAGACAGACAGAAUUAGCAUAGCAUACCAUGUAUGAGUUUGAUAUUCUCACCUUAUAAGGUACUUUUGAUAAAAAUAAAUCGUUUAAAAAGUG
Messenger RNA from Agrilus planipennis (emerald ash borer), 4416 nucleotides. RefSeq names its product protein phosphatase Slingshot-like. Gene Ontology annotation, molecular function: actin binding; protein tyrosine/serine/threonine phosphatase activity. The transcript is spliced from 3 exons. The record is from RefSeq and is a predicted model, not a curated record. Gene Ontology annotation, cellular component: cytoplasm. The coding region runs from base 607 to 3969 and encodes 1120 amino acids. Gene Ontology annotation, biological process: actin cytoskeleton organization; protein dephosphorylation; negative regulation of actin filament polymerization. NCBI's taxonomy places the organism in Eukaryota, Metazoa, Arthropoda, Insecta, Coleoptera, Buprestidae.